AUGAAAUUCCAAUCAAUUAUUUUGUCUCUGACUGUCGCCUUGGCUUCCGUAAUUAAUGCUCAAGCUUGCACGAUUUUCAUUAAUGGUACUCAAUAUAAAAGUCAAACUGGCAACGUAGGAGGUGGAUGUUUUGGUUUGGGCGGCGAUAACAAUGUAACUUCAGCUACGGUCAGUGAUCCCGGUACCAAUUACACCUUCUACUCUGAUUACAACUGCAAAGGAACAGCAAUUGGUAAUGGCACCAAUACCACUACCUUCAAUCCGCCUUUAAACAAACCCAAAUCAGUUAAAUUAACGUGUCCACCAGGAAAAUAA
Molecule: messenger RNA, 315 nt
Organism: Ambispora leptoticha
Lineage: Eukaryota; Fungi; Glomeromycota; Glomeromycetes; Archaeosporales; Ambisporaceae
Source: the annotation of a GenBank genome assembly